AUGGCAGGUGCAAUUGUAAGUCAAGCUUUAGUGUCUAGUUUUAUUCAAGUUGUUUUUGACAACGUUGUUUCACCUGAGUUUGUGAAUUUUCAUUCGGGGAAAGAAGCUUCACAAGAAGCUAAUCAAAAGCGAGAAAUCAAUGAUCCUGCUGUGAAGAAGUGGCUCGAUGAUCUCAAAGAUGCUGUCUAUGAUGUUGAUGACUUGUUAGAUCGUGUUUCAACCGAAGCAGGAACGGCUCAAAAGGAGGUUGUUACAAAACUGGAAGACAUAACUGAGAGACUAGAAUAUGUUGGAAAAAACAAAGACAUUAUUGGUCUAAAAGAGAAUGCUAGGGAGAGCUUGUUGUGGAGAACACCAUCAACAUCCCUGUUAGAAAGAUCCACUAUAUAUGGUAGAGAUCAAGACAAAGAAGCCAUAAUGGAAUUGUUAUUUGAUGAUACAACAGAUGCUAAAAUAUCUGUGAUUCCAAUUGUUGGCAUGGGUGGGUUUGGAAAAACCACUUUAGCUCAAUUGGUGUAUAAUGAUGAGUCUUUGGAGCAAAUAUUUGAUCUUAAGUUGUGGAUUUAUGUUUCUGAAAAUUUUGAUAUUCAGAAGAUCACCAAGACUAUGAUAGAGGCAGUUACUUCAAGUAGCUGUGAUAUGAAGGAUUUGGGUUUUCUUCAACUCGAAUUGAAGGAAAAGCUGAUAGGGAAGAAGUACUUAGUUGUUUUGGACGAUGUUUGGAAUGAGAACUAUGGUGUUUGGAAUGAUUUUCAGAAGCCUCUUCAACACAGGGCCAAAGGGAAGCUUCCAAGCAGCAUGCAAAAUCUUGUGAAUUUGCGCCAUCAUGACAUUGGGGAAAGUUCUUUGCUGGAGUUGCCAAAGGGAAUGAGCAAACUACAAAAUCUGCAACACUUGACUGACUUCAUUGUUGAAGAGAACAUGAUUGCAGAACUUGGAGGACUUGCAAAUAUCCAUGGCCCCUUUGGGAUUUGCAAAUUAGAGAAUGUCCGGAAUAGCAGCGAGCCAUCAGAGCAUGAAAGAGACAUAUUUGACAAGUUACAACCUCACAAUGAGGUGAAAGAGCUAUUGAUAUAUAGCUACAGAGGUACAACAUUUCCAAAUUGGCUAGGCCACUCUUCCUACCACAAUAUGAGUAGCAUUGUUCUUGACUCCCGCAGAAACUGCUGCAUACUUCCUUCACUUGGACAACUUCCUAAUCUCAAGUCCUUGAUCAUUGUGAAUUUCGAUUCUCCGCGGACCAUUGGUGCUGAGUUCUACAGGAAUGAUAGUUUUUUCAGGACAGCACCACCUUUUCCAUCCUUGGAACAUCUUGAAUUCUGUUACAUGCCUUGCUGGGAGGAGUGGGAUUCAUUUGAGCCUAGUGCUUUUCCUCAACUUAAACAUCUUGCACUGCCUUAUUGUCCAAUAUUAUCAAAACGGUUGCCUGAUCACCUUCCUGUGUUGGAAACACUAAGCAUUAUAGGAUGCCAGAAGCUUGUUUCUUCUUUCCCAAGGGCUCCUGCUAUUCACAUAGCAGCCAGGUUCUUGAGCAUCUCAGGUUGUUGGUCUGCUGUAUCAUUUCCGGGAGACUAUUUACCAGCAUCUCUAAAAGCCUUGUAUAUCAAGGAUUUGUCACAUGAUGCUGCUCUUCAAAAUCUCAAAAGCCUUACCAUUGAUGACUGCUGCAGUUUUGUAUUCUUUGCCAGAGAAGGAAUUGUUGUGGCUGGCAUGAAUUGUUCUCUCCCAAAACUACAGAAUCUCACCAUAAAGCACUGUCCGAAACUUGAUUUGUUUCCUAUAAGGGAUCUGCUACCGAACCUGAGAUCACUCAAUAUCACAAAUUGUGUGAAACUAUUAAGCUUGGUAACAUCAAAGGAGUUGCAUCCACAGGGCCUUACACAUCUCAUCAUUGGUGGUGCAUGUGAUAGAGUCAAGUCCUUCCCAAUGGAGGGCUCCUCGCUUCCGGCCUCCCUUAUGAACCUCGAACUCAACGGAUUGUUGAGUCUAGAGACAUUGGAUUGUAAAGGGCUUGCCACCCUCACUUCCCUCCAACAAUUAACUAUUGCAGAUUGUCCCAAGCUGGAGAAUCUGCAUGGAGAAAAGGCUACCUGCAUGCUUAUCACAACUCUAAUCUACUAUUCCUCUUCCAUGGAAAAACUGUACCGGAAGAAGGACCCAAUCAUUUUGGGCUGA
Messenger RNA from Arachis stenosperma, 2175 nucleotides. RefSeq names its product putative disease resistance RPP13-like protein 1. The transcript has 7 exons. The record is from RefSeq and is a predicted model, not a curated record. Gene Ontology annotation, molecular function: ADP binding. Bases 1 to 2175 code for a protein of 724 amino acids. NCBI's taxonomy places the organism in Eukaryota, Viridiplantae, Streptophyta, Magnoliopsida, Fabales, Fabaceae.